Molecule: messenger RNA, 920 nt
Organism: Cuscuta campestris
Lineage: Eukaryota; Viridiplantae; Streptophyta; Magnoliopsida; Solanales; Convolvulaceae
Source: the annotation of a GenBank genome assembly
UUCAAUUCCUUUCUUUUUUUCCAUCCCAAAAUAUAUUAUACUCGGUAUACAGUCUUUAAUUCUUUAAAAAGAAAAAAAAAUUAAGUGCCUAACAACAAAUUUCUCUGUUCUAAACAAGCUAAGGUCAUUCAAUUAUUUAAUUUGGGGAUCGGAGAGGAGUAAUUAUAUUGUUUCAAAAUGUAAUCAUUAAUAAGUUAUUAAUUGUUGGAAUAAAACUUGCAGAGGUUUUGUUGCCUGCUUGAGUGCCAUUGAUCCCGCGCAUUGCCAGAUUCGGAUCCACUAAAGGGAUGGCUGAUUGGGGUUCUGAUAUCAGCCGUUUUACCAUUUUUCCGUCACAAAUUAGGGUCGUUAAUGCAAAUCAAAAAUACUAUAAAUGAAGUGGAAGAAAUGGUCCACAGUGUGGAAAAGAUGGCAGAGGUGGUGGACAAGGUGGCCGAAGAAAUCGGCGGGAACCUCCCCGCCGGAAAACUGAAAGAUGCGGUGGUGUUAUUGGAACGUGCGGCCGAGAUUGCCGAUAAGGAAGCGGAAGUGUUAGGAGAAUUAAUAGACAAGGUGGAAGAAAUGGAAGAGACGGUGGAAGACAGGGUGGAGUCGUUGGUGGAAUUGGCGCACCGCCGAGCUCCGGCCGGUGGUAUAUAACUUAUAGAUCGACCUGCAACCAGAAAAUAAAAAGUUCUUUAUUUUAUUCAACGAUUCAUUACAUUAAAAGAAGAUGUCUUCACUUCAUCCCUGAAUAAGAUUUUUAUUUGAUUUUUCAUUAUUUUUAAUGUAAUAUUUUGAUCAUUAAUAUUUAUCAGGUAUAUUAAUACUUCCUCCGUCCUUCUUAGAUGUUCUCAUUUUGACUUUUGGUAGUUUUUAAGGAGAGUUGAAAAAAAGGUAAAAGUUUACCAUAAUACCUUUAAUGAAAUAUGGGUGGAAUG